GUUUUGUAUUGCAGUAGAUAAGUCGGAGCCUAGAGAGCUGAUAACUCGUUUGUUUUGAGCAUGAAGAUGUUUUGCAGCACUUGCGAGGCGGUGUUUGGUUUGGGUGGGUGAGCGGUGCGGCCGCUCGUUCGGUGUUUGGUUUGGGUGGGUGAGCGGUGCGGCCGCUCGUUCGGUGUUUGGUUUGGGUGGGUGAGCGGUGCGGCCGCUCAUUCGGUGUUUGGUUUGGGUGGGUGAGCGGUGCGGCCGCUCGUUCAGUGUUUGGUUUGGGUGGGUGAGCGGUGCGGCCGCUCGUUCAGCGCAGUUGAAGGCUGGGAAGAGGGGAAGCUGGAGUGCGGAGCCAGCAGUGGCACGUCCGGGCGGGCGCCGGGGAGCCUGUCGGGGUGCGCAGAGCCGGCCCCGGGGAAGCGCACGGAGUUACGGUGGAACUGGAGCCGGGCGAGGUCACCGGGCUCAUUGCGCCGGGACUGUCCCCAGGGAAAGCCCCAUUGCCGUGUGGGGCGCAGGGUGCUGUGCGCAGGCCUGGAGUGGUGGAGGUGGCUGAUCUUUGUUAAUGAGAUGUGAUGCUUUCCAUCUUUAAACAGUUGGUGAGCCUGGGAUUGAUGAGAUUCCCUUAAGUUCUCAGUGCCUUCCUCCCGAGCGGGCAUGGUACGGCUGGGUCAGUGCUGGCCCCUCUAGCGCCGCGAUAAACGCGUCCCACGUUGUGCCGGUUCGGCGUUGGUCUCCUCGUGCAGCUCUGAGCGCGCCCUCAGCGCCGGGUGCGCUCACCAGGAACGUUGUUCCACGGUCGUACCAACAGCCUGGCUGACGCGGCUUUUCUUCCUGAAAGGGCUUUUACUUCUUCUUCCUGUGUCAUGGAGGCAGCUGGUUUUUCCCGUUUUACUGAAGUUUUGAUCACUUGCCCAGUUUUAUUUCCUCCGAUCUUAUUUUUGGUUCAUCCUCAGACACAAUCUCACCGCUGAAGCUCCUGCCUCUGUCUCCCUUGAAAGUUCUCUUGUGUUUGGAAGUCACUGACCUCUCUUACUAGCCAUGGACCUUUUUCCAAGUAAACGUGCCCUUUGGCUCCUGAGAAAAGAAGAUGUAAUGUGAGGAGAGAUGUUGUAUCACAGAGGGGUUGGUUUGUAUUGGAGAAGGUCUUCCCAUGGAAGAUGGAAAUCCUGUUAAAUGACCUGUCCAGAACCUGCCCAGCCCAGGCUCUGGGAAGAUUCUGGGUGAGGAGCAGAUCCGCAUUGGCCAGAAUACAGGGGGAGUUUCGAAGUCUAAUUUCUGUCCUGCCAUAGUUGCUUAGAUUAUGUAUUUGUGUUCCAAAUUAAACCAGAAGGUCUCCGUGUCGUCCUUUGCUGUUCCCCUCAUGGAGUCAAGAGCCUCGUCUGCAGCCGCUGGUAUCGCUUGUGUGCUCCGACGGCGCCGACACGCUGCCCUUCCCGCUGUGCGCGUCUGGGGUCUGUCCGUCCGCUGCAGCCGGGGCGCGCGUUGCAGCCCGUACGGCGCUUGCUUCUGCCCAUAGAUGCUGCGUGUCAUUAAGUAAAAUCAAGGUCACUGGUGCACCGCUAAUUAGUUCUCAUGACUCUGCAGUGACGAUUCCACAAAGGGUUUCUGGUUCGGCUUUUGUCGUGGUGAUCCCGGCAAGCUCAAAAGGAACGCUGCCGUUUGAGUUUAGCGGCUUAGUGCUACGUGACUUCUGAUCCAGUUGAAAAUGAAGAAGUGCAAAUAUCCCACACUGUCAGUUUUCAAAGAGCUACCGUUUCCAUUGAGGUUUCCCGAAGGCAGCAGUCCGUGCUGCCAGAAAUGCUCCUGCUGGUCGUGUGGAUGGCGCGAGCCUGCCAGCCAAACCUCUGAGCCGCUGCCCUGCGUUUGCCACGCCUGGCACUGACCACCGAGCUCCUUUCAAGUAAUGAGGAACUCCCGAGCUCAAGGCACACCGCCUCCGUUUUCCUCCUGUUUACCAAGAAUCUGUCUCCAGACAAAAUCAACCUGAGCACGCUGAAGGGUCAGGGGCAGCUGACCAACCUGGAGCUGGACGAGGAGGUGCUGCAGAAUGUCCUGGAGCUGCCCACCUGGCUGGCCAUCACCCGCGUCUACUGCAACAAGGCGUCUAUCCGGAUCCAGUGGACGAAGCUGAAGACGCACCCGAUCUGCCUGUACCUGGAUAAAGUGGAGGUGGAGAUGCGAACGUGCGAAGAGCCUCGGCCGCCCAACGGACAGUCUCCCAUUGCUCUUGCCGCCGGUCAGAGUGAAUACGGCUUUGCUGAGAAGGUCGUGGAGGGGAUGUUUAUCGUUGUCAACUCCAUCACCAUCAAGAUUCACUCCAAGGCCUUUCACGCUUCUUUUGAGCUCUGGCAGCUCCAAGGCUACAGCGUCAACCCGAACUGGCAGCAGAGCGAUCUGCGGCUCACGCGCAUCACCGACCCGCAGCGCGGAGAGGUUUUGACGUUCAAAGAGCUCACCUGGCAGACACUGCGGAUAGAAGCAGAUGCCACUGACAACGGCGACCAGGAUCCUGUCACUACCCCUCUGAGGCUCAUUACCAACCAGGGGAGGAUCCAGAUCUCCCUCAAGAGGAGGACCAGAGAUUGCAAUGUGAUGGCGUCCAAGCUGAUGUUUCUCCUGGACGACCUGCUCUGGGUGCUGACAGACUCUCAGCUGAAGGCCAUGAUGAAAUACGCAGAGUCGCUGAGCGAAGCCAUGGAGAAGUCUGCCCAGCAGAGGAAGAGCUUGGCUCCGGAGUCUGUGCAGAUCACACCGCCCGCCCCGAGCACCCCGCAGUCCUGGUCUCAGCCGUUCGGGGUCAGCGCCAGCGCAAGUAGCAUCGGUCAAUACUUCGAUAAGCACGACAUGAAAGAGUCAUCGUACCACCUCCUCAUCUCCCGGCUGGACCUGCACGUCUGCGACGACAGCCACGCUCGGGACUCAGGAGCGCUGAAGCACGGGAUGCUGGGCGGCGCCAUGCAGCUGACCUUCAGGAGGAUGGCGUUCGACUACUACCCUUUCCACAGGGCAGGAGACGCCUGCAAGCACUGGGUGAGGUACAGCGAAGCAAUGGAAACACGGGGCCAGUGGGCAAAGAAGUUGGUCAGUGAAUUUCAAAGCAAGAUUGAGAAGCUUUAUGAAGAAAUGGACCCUGCGUUCGCCAGGACUCCACUUUCCCCAUUCAAAAGGAAACCAGAUGCUUCCUCGAGUCCUCAUAGCAGUCCCUUGGAGAGGGGCCGGGAACCUCCCACGAGUUUGCCGCGGCUCCGGCACCCGCCCUGGCACCGGCUCCGGUCCAGCUGCGUGGUCGUUCGAGUGGAUGACUUGGAUGUUCACCAGGUCUCUACGGCUGGUCAGCAGAGCAAGAAACCCUCCCCCUUGCUCUCCUGUAGCAGAAAAUUCCUCAAGUGUCCGGAUCAGGUCUCUGCCAUCCACAUCGAAUUCACAGAGUAUUACUUCCCAGACAAUCAGGACUUUCCAGUUCCCUGCCCAAACCUGUAUGCACAGCUGAACGGCCUGAUGCUUACCCUGGACACAGCGAGCGUGCUCUGGAUAAAUCUCUUCUGUCUGGAUCUUUAUCGCAGCUUGGAGCAGUUCAAAGCCAUCUACAAGCUGGAGGACUCAGGCAAGCGUGAUGAGCAUGUUGAUGUUCGACUGGAUGGCUUUCGGCUGAAGCUUAACAUCCCCGUGGAGAAGAAAGUCGCCGACCAUCCAGAUCGUCCACAGAGCCUCUGCGUUUGCGCGUCGGAGGUGACUGCCACCAACACGCGCCACGCUCCCUUCUGCGCCUGCCAGGACCUCCAGGGCCUCUUCCGUCGUUUUGCCAGUUCAGAAUUCUUCCACUCCAGCUACACCAAGUUCCCACGGGCUCAGGACAACUUCAGCCUCCUCCACACCCUCUUCUUGCGCCACGCGUACGAGGUGGACGGCAGGCCUCGGAAGCGGCCGGGCUCUCCCCGGCUGUUGCACAAAACCGCUGCCUCUGAAGAUCUGUGGUCGGUGAAUUUCACCGAGCUUUCCCUGGACUUUGAGGGGGCUGAAAGCUCAAAGGGCAGAGCCCUGAGCUUUAUUGACCCGUUUCCUCUUUCAGUUUGGGCCUGCCUUCCCAAGAGGUGGGGGCAAGCGCAGAUAGCUAAACGACAGGAACUGGUUGCCUCUGAAUUGAAAAUGAAGCCUUCUGCCAGCUUCAGCCAUCACUCCGAGCAUGAGAGCCUUUCCAGAGAGCAAGGGCUUUGUCAAAGGUCAAAGACUGACCAGGAUCUGAAGAACAUCUCCAAGGUCCCAGACACAAUGGAUGUCUUGGGAGAAUCUGACUAUGAAAUUAGUGAUGGAGUAGAUGACAAAGAGCUGGAAACCUCUGCUGAUAUCCAUGUGCUUGUGUCCUCAUCUGUUCACGUCAAAGUUCGGCUCAACCACUACCAGUACUUGGUGCUGCUCAGGAUGAGGGAAGUUCUGCAGACGCUGCAGGAGCAGUUGGCCCAGGAUACCCAGGAGGUGACCGGGUGUCCUGUGGACCCUGUGUCCGCGUGUGUAGGAGCGAUGUUCCACAGUGCCGAAGUGGCCCUGCUCAUGAACCCCACACCAGGCACCGUCUUGGAACCCAGAUCCCUUGACUCAGACACAACGAGCCUGAUCGAGUCGGAGCUCUCGCCUUCAGACAGCAAGGAGGGGCUGGCGGCCGAAGAGAAGGAGCUGAGGUCAGAGAGCAGUUUGGAGAAGGGGGUGCGCAGUGCCUCGGAGCUCCCGGAGGACAGCGGGGCUGAAAAUGCGGGUACUGGUGUGACCAGUGCCCCGCCGGCGGGGCUCCCGAGGUCCGCGAGCGACGGAGCUCUGAGUACCGCUCCACGGAGCCAGAGCGCAGAGGAGAAAGCUUUGGUCGAGGAGGCACGCGAAGCUGUGGAAGCCCUGGCUGCAGAGGGACCAGCGGAGCCCAGCAGCCGUCCCCACAGCCCUCCCGCCCUCCCUUCCAGCCCAGCCUCGGACACGCAGCCCUCGGGGAGAGGAAGCGUCACUCUCAGUGCUCAAGCAGAGCUCAUCCCUUUGAAGAACAUCGAGGUGGAGCUGUCUAGUGCGCUGCAUAUCACCAAGGAUGCCACGAAGGAGGCUCUGCACGUGACCAUGGACCUCACCAAAGAAGCCAUGUCUAUCACAAAGGACGCUCUGAGCCUGAGCCGGGAGAAGAUGACCUCCACCGUGCAGAAGAUGCUCUCUCUGCCCCCCACCAGGGAUUCUGUGCCCAAAGCGGAGGAGGGCGCGGUGACUCCGGGCGGGGGGAGCAGCCGGCUGCGUUUCUUCUCCAUGAAGAGGACGGCGUCCCAGCACUCCUUCGACACCACGUCCGUGGACGGGAGCGGCCCCGAGGACGGGCUGUCUGUGGACAGCGAUGGCAGCGACGGCUUCGUGAUGCUCACAGACUCUGAACCCAGCCUGGAACCUCUUCCCUCAGGGCACCUUCCUCAUGUCCACGACGACACGGGCAGCAGAGCGAGCCUGGCGGCGGGGGACGAGGGUGGCGUGUCUCCCGAAAUGAACAGCUCCACGUCGCAGAGCGAAGACCCCAGCGCCCCGCUGGUGUCUGUCCUCGUGCUGAAGAUGAAUGAGGUGAACUGUGGAAUAGAAGCACGAGGUGAUGAUUUAUCUGUUGCUUUACAAGUCAUGAACGUGGUUCCAGAGCAGCUGAGCAACGUGGGGAUGUGGCAGUAUCUGCGUGGCUAUCUGGCUCUGGGAGGUGCGGGUUUGGAGGAGCCGCCGGUGCCCGGGGCGGGAAGGGCCCCGCCGGCCGUGUGCCUGCGGCUCAGCGCGGGACCCGGCGCUGCCGCGCACUCGCCCCUGGCCGCGCAGAACGGCUUCCUCCGGAUGCUGGUGCACAGCUACAUGGCAGAGCUCUCCAUGGCCUUCCUGACCAACCUGGGCCCCUUUCUGGAGGAUGAAACAAUCCCAGAGGUGAUCCCCAUGGAGAUAGAAGUUGUGGAUGCCAAAAUCACCUUGAAGGAUGACAGCCCGCGGGUGUACCCCACCUCCCCCGGCCCCGUUCCCAUCACCGUGGCACUAGAUCACGUCAUUGUGGAGCGCAGGGAUGACGGAGUUUUCUACGUAACAGCUCCGCGCGGGGAGGGCUCAGCGCAGCGGCACGAACCCACGGCAGCGCCGCAGCAGCAGGAGGAGCCUGUGCCGGGAGCACGGGGGCUGCAGUUAAAGGACGUGCCAGAGUUGCAAAGGGAGCUUCAGACCAUGAAAAUAGCGCUUGCAGAAGCCAACAUGGACAAGACUCGCCUUCUGCAGGAGAUUAGGAAAUACAAUCCCCUGUUCCAGCUCUGACGGUGAAGGCGCAGCCGCAGCUCGGGACAGCCCAGCACCAGCACCGCGGCGGCCAGCUGGAUCCUAUCGCUGCUAACGGGUCAGCCUCCUGCAGCCCGAUCCCCUCGGAGAACGGAAACCAGCAGUGACCCCAAUGAACUCGAAGGAGGGAGAAGGCAGGGCUGGCGGGGCAGCGCGGAGCGGUCUGUUCACCAGGGCGGGCUCGGCCGCAGACCCGGCUCAGUUGUCUCCGUGCCCGCGGGCGGUGCCGACGGCUGCUUCCAGCUCUCACCUUCCCCUGUAUCAUCUGGAGAUGGUCAGUGUUGUGUUUGUGCUGCUUUCAGCUUCCUCGUUGGGAAGGAAGCUGCUUAAGCCACAGAACGAGAUGACCUGGGUGUGUUCUCUUUGGGGUGCGCGCCGUCCCACACCAUUGCACGCCGGUUUCACCAGUGGAGGGGGAGAGCAGUGCUGGCCGCGCAGGACGGAGCCGUCUGCGUUCUGCACAGCCACGUGGUUUUGUUUGUAUUAGCACCGAGUUCCUGCCUGGUCUCAACCGUCUUUUACCGGGGAUGCUUAUGUGAGGUCAGGAGAAGGUGCUGCCGCCGUCAGCCGCUCGCGGUGGGCGUGAGCUGGGGCUGAGCGCGGUUUGUGUUCUCACCUAUUCGGGAGCUGCUUCCCCGGGGAGGAAGAACUCUGUGCUCAGUGACUGGCGUGAUCUAUAAAGAAACAGCCUCUGCGAGUGCCGGGGGCAAAACAGAAAACCUUAGUAAAAUAUGAAGUAAACACUAAUUUUAAAAAGUAGAAAAGGAAAUGUUGUUGAUGAACUGCAAGAAUCAAAUCCCGAGGCAACGAAGGCACCGGGUACGUGGUUUCUGCGGGUCUGGGCGAUACGGGGGAGCAGAACCGUGUCCUGCGGCAGGAGGUGUGAGCUUCGGGGCGAACACCCGCUCCCCCCGUCACACACAGCAGAGGUCGCUGCGCCUCAUCUUAUUUCAAACUUUGAUUUGGAUUUUUCCAGCUGCGUUUUGUGUUUGUGUCAAUGCACCAUUUCUGACACACGAGCUGUUUAGUGCUCGUAAAACAAACGUGCGGUGAUUGCCACCCGGAGGGAGGAAAGUGCCUGCGCAGCUGGGCCAGCUCUGGCGUUCGCGGUCCCCCGGCCCAGUGCUGGCCCCGCUGUGCUGGCCCCGCUGUGCUGGCCCCGCUGUGCUGGCCCCGCUGUGCUGGCCCCGCUGUGCUGGCCCCAGUGACGGGGUCGCUGCUCCCCUGAGCCCCUUCUGUCACCCGUCAGGACAGGUGUGGAGUGUGCUGGGCAAUGGACGGGAAGGAGCCCGCGGGGCCUCUUCUCCAGAGGAAAAUGCACUUUACAUUUCUUGAACGUCUGCGGGCGCUUCCUUCCCCAGUCCUGCCUCGAGCACGCAGCUCGGCAGUAAGAGCCGGUCCUGAAGGGCCGGGGACCUUCUGUGGUCACACAGGCUCUUGCUGUGAGCAGCUCUGUAGUGAGAGCAAGGAGGUGACGGCACCUGCGAGCCUGGACCAGCUGUGACACAAACCUCCCCACCGGCUCGAUGUCACACCAGCGCUGCCUGUCCUGUCACAGCGGCUGUGACACCGUCCCCGCUGCGCAGAGCCCGCACCAGCACACUCGGGCCCUGUUCCGUCCCACUGCUCCUGUUCUCGCUCCCUCUGCCUGUGUGCAGCAGGAAAUGCAAGAACUGUUGCUGUGGGGAACGCAGAGGUGUUCUUUUAUUCACUAAUUGCUUGAAAGUGGGAGGUUUCUUUCUUCUUCACGUUCACGUUUUCAUGCUGUUUUGUUGGAGCGGGUGUCCAGCUUCGUCCCCAGCCGGUGUGGGCAGGAGGUGCAGAGCGCUGUCCCCGGGGCGCUGUCCCCCUGCCGUGUCCCUACCCCCCGUGCCAGGCUGGGGCCAGGCUGCUCACAGCACAUUUGCUGCAGCAACUCAAAUGCUUUUGUUCAAUUAAGGCACUUCUGCUGUUUCCAGUACCAGUAAAACGUUCUGUAAAACAAAAUCCACGUCCCUCUCCAGGGCAGGAGUGGGAGGAUCAAAACUCCCGCGUCUCCACUGAUGACGACGAGCAAAGUUCACCCAGCAGAGCCCCAGCACGCUCCGCACGUGAGCAGCGGCUCCGGGGAUCACCGUGUGCACCGGUGGGCAACGGGCAAGCCUGACUGUGGGUUUAGGCAGCACUGGGACUCCAGAGUGUGUUUCCACUCACGUGUUUAUUGGUUCUAUGAACCACAGAACGAAAUUAAACCUGUUAACCUCC
This is a messenger RNA of Columba livia (rock pigeon), 8550 nucleotides long. It is a transcript of the gene BLTP3A, whose product is annotated as bridge-like lipid transfer protein family member 3A. The coding region runs from base 2164 to 6285 and encodes 1373 amino acids. Lineage: Eukaryota; Metazoa; Chordata; Aves; Columbiformes; Columbidae. The record is from RefSeq and is a predicted model, not a curated record. Gene Ontology annotation, molecular function: histone deacetylase binding. The transcript is spliced from 21 exons.